CUUCUCCCCAGACAAUGUGAAUUUCAAAACAACAUUUUUGUGCUGGGACACAGAAACAAACUAUCAAUGUGAAUGUUAAUCCAUAGAAUAUUUGCAAAUGUGACCCUUUUUUACUGGUGGCUUAUAUAAGUUGGGACAGGCAACCAGAGCCCAGUGUAACGAGAGAGAGGAAUGAGUAAAGACCACCACAAAGCAAGGGACCUGCAAGUUUACCGUCCACUGAUGGUCAACACUUCCGAGCAGCACCAUGCAGAGGAGACUGAAGAACGUGCUCGUGGUCUCCUUUGGGUUCCUGCUGCUCUUCACGGCCUAUGGAGGGCUGCAGAGUCUGCAGAGCAGCCUGUACAGCGAGGCAGGCCUGGGCGUGUCAGCGCUCAGCACCCUGUACGGCUCGGUGCUGCUGUCCUCCAUGCUCCUGCCACCACUACUCAUCCGCAUCUUGGGCUGCAAGUGGACCAUCGUGGUCUCCAUGUGUGGCUAUGUGGCCUUCUCCCUAGGCAACUUCUACGCCAGCUGGUACACUCUGAUCCCCACCUCCAUUCUGCUGGGGCUGGGGGCCGCCCCGCUGUGGUCCACACAGUGCACUUACCUCACCGUCAUGGGGAACGAGAGUGCCAAGAAGGAGGGGAAGCCCAGGAAGGACGUGGUGAACCGCUACUUUGGCAUCUUCUUCCUCAUCUUCCAGUCGUCCGGCGUGUGGGGCAACUUGAUCUCGUCUCUGGUCUUUGGCCAGAGGCCCAGCAGAGAGACCAUCACGGAGGAGGAGCUCGUGCUCUGUGGGGCCAACGACUGCCUGAUGGCCACCAGGCCCAGCAACAGCACCCAUCAGCCCUCCCAGGAGCUGGUCUACACCCUGCUGGGCAUCUACACAGGAAGUGGCAUCCUGGCCAUCCUGCUGAUAGCUGUAUUUCUCGAACCCUUACAAGACGAUCAACAGAAUUGUUCAGGGAAAAAGCAGCUACCUUUCUGGUCGACUUUGCUGUCAACUUUCAAGCUAUUUAGAGACAGACGCCUGCGCCUCCUGGUCCUGCUACCACUGUACAGUGGGUUACAGCAGGGAUUCCUCUCUGGUGAAUACACAAGGUCCUAUGUCACCUGUGCCCUGGGCAUCCAGUUCGUGGGCUACGUGAUGAUCUGCUUCGCAGCCGCCGACUCACUGUGCUCCCUGCUGUACGGGAAGUUGUCCCAGUACACGGGCAGGAUGGCCCUUUACAUGCUGGGUGCAGGCACCCAGUUUUCCUGUGCCAUUGCCCUCCUGCUGUGGGAGCCUCACCAGAACCAGGUGCCCUUGUUUUUCCUGUUCCCCAGCCUGUGGGGCGUGGCAGACGCUGUCUGGCAGACACAGAACAAUGCUCUGUUCGGCGUGCUCUUUGAGGACAACAAGGAGGCCGCCUUCUCCAACUACCGCCUGUGGGAAGCACUGGGAUUCGUCAUCGCCUUCGGGUACAGCAAGUUUCUGUGUGUCUACAUCAAACUCUACAUUCUCCUGGGAGUCCUGAUUCUGACCAUGGUGGCUUAUUUAAUUGUCGAGUAUCUGGAGUACAAGAACACGGCGGAACCACUUUCUCCAACACAGUCAAACCCAGGGGAGGAAGAAGAGACACAGACAAAGAUGUGAACGUGCUGGUUGGUGGGGUGAACUCAGAAAAUACGGGUACAAGAGUUUGACUCGAAGACGCCUCAGGGUGACCACUGAUUAUUCUCAACUACUUCAGCAGAUAUUAUACGAUUUCCCUUUGUAUGUACAUUUUCUGCUCUAACAAAUUUUAGUCCAUCUUAUCUGUAGACAUUGAGAGUGUGCGUGAAGAUGUCAGUUAAUCUAAAUUUAGAUACAAACAGUGUAGAAGAGCAAUCAGCCAAUGAGACUUCACUGGAAUCAGAGACUUACCCUUAAUUGUGUAGAUGUUUUUAAGAGUUGGAAGACUACUUAAAAAUAAUGUGCUCUAACACCUAAUUUUACAAAUGGGUAAACAUUUAAACUUCUAACACCACACGUUUCACAAACAGCCAACAAGCCAACUGAAAAGCUAGACUGAAGUCGACGUCUCUUAGAACUUACAGAGUCUGGGUUUCUAAAUAAAGGCAAUUAUUUUACAGACUUA
Molecule: messenger RNA, 2102 nt
Organism: Otolemur garnettii (small-eared galago)
Lineage: Eukaryota; Metazoa; Chordata; Mammalia; Primates; Galagidae
Gene: UNC93A
Product: unc-93 homolog A
Exons: 9
Coding region: 248-1618 (456 amino acids)
Source: RefSeq, a predicted model, not a curated record